Molecule: messenger RNA, 972 nt
Organism: Caenorhabditis remanei
Lineage: Eukaryota; Metazoa; Nematoda; Chromadorea; Rhabditida; Rhabditidae
Exons: 4
Coding region: 1-972 (323 amino acids)
Source: RefSeq, a predicted model, not a curated record
AUGUCGGAAAUUAUAUUGAUUUUCGUAUUCAUUUAUUGUUUCUUUGUGAUAGAUGCCUCCGAUUUUUUCUCAGAACGUUGUGAAGAUAAUUGUAUUUUUACUGAAGAAUUCUUAAAUUCCAAGACACUGAAGGCGUUUCCGUCGAGUUGUAGCACUGUGUGUGCUGAUAUCAAGAUAGAUCAAAACACAAACUUGUCGGCGGAACAGCUGACUGAAGCAUUCAAGACUAUGAAAAUCAUGUGUGGAACUUUGCAUGUGUCUAAUACAAAUUAUACAAGUGGGAAGUUUCUCAAUAGCCUUGAAAUAAUGGAGUGUGAAGGAAUUGGCGGAUUCACUUGGGAGCAUAACAACGAAAUGACAGAAAUGGGAUUGACCAAUUUGAUAACAUGUUUUUGUGACAUUGAAAUCUAUUCAAACAGCAAAAUGAUAAGGUUGAACAUGCCGAAAUUGAAGAAUUUCUCUUCAUCAAACUCUACCAUAAGACAAGUUGAAAUGACUAUUCAAUACGUGUCUCCUGAAUUCUGUAUAACCAUUCAAGAAAUGCAAAUAUUCAUAUCCAACAAGAAUCUAUAUAUGAGCAGAAUGCCUGAUAAGUACUGCAAGUUCACCACGUACUCUGAUUCUGGAGGGAAGCAUUGUUUGCUCGAUGAUACUACUGAAACUACUCUAGCACCUGGCGUAAUUAUGCCUAUAAAUCGUUCGACCAAUUUCAAAGAUUUGGAAUCUGACUGUGACACGAUUUGUGGAGUUGUGGAAAUAGGGGCCGGCGAUGAAGAAAUGGUUCACAAGCUUGACAAGUUGAAGUUAUUGUAUGGAAGGUUAAUAAUCCGGGACACUGAGUUGACAUCUGUUGAUUUUCUGAGCAAUUUGGAGUAUGUAGCAUCACUGGAAGGUUUGGCUCUAUUCCAGUUUAGAUGUCCUUUAAAAACUCAAACGUCCCUUGAAACACUUAAACGUCCUUUCAAACUCUAA